Toxotes jaculatrix (banded archerfish) is the source of this 1737-nucleotide messenger RNA. RefSeq names its product olfactomedin-like. Gene Ontology annotation, biological process: signal transduction. The record is from RefSeq and is a predicted model, not a curated record. The coding region runs from base 84 to 1472 and encodes 462 amino acids. Lineage: Eukaryota; Metazoa; Chordata; Actinopteri; Toxotidae. The transcript is spliced from 5 exons.
GUGUCAGAGAAACGCGAGGAGGGCUGGUGACUCCGGAGCUGACGGCUUCUGUCAUUGUCCUGUCAUCGUCUCCAGCUGUGAACAUGCUGCCGCUGCUCCUACUGCUGCUGUCAGUUACAGAUGACGGCCAGGCUCAGCGCGUGUUUGGUCGGAAGAACAACGGCUCGUGUGUGUGCGAGGUGAACUCCACCAUGUGGCUGUUCCCUGCUGUGAAGUACGAGGGUGUGCAGCAGAAGGUUCUGUCCUGUGAAGGGUCUUUGAACGAACUGCAGGAUCAGGUGGAUUUGGCCAAACAGCGUCUCCCUCAGAUCCAGGCUCUGGUUAAGAAUAUGACGGCUCGGCUAGAACCUUACCAGUAUCUGCACUACCAGGGCCUUUACACGGCCUUGUCUCUGCGCCUGCUGGGACAGGAGCUCAGCCAGCUGGAGACAGACGUCAGCUCCAUCCACAGCCAGUUUAACAACGCCCAAACACAGAGACUCUCCAAAGAGGUGAGUAAAUUGCGUGGAGACGUAGACAGGAUGACGAUGUCAGACACAAUUAACAUGAAGACUGUCAGAGAGAAACUGCGCUACCUGAAGAACAGUGCUGAGUCCUGCAAGUCCAUCCCCGAAGACUUCAGAGGAAAGGAGAGGUACUGCCUCAAAGGUCUGAUCACCAACAUCAGCAGUCCUGUAAUGACUAAGGUUAGUCCUCACAGUAAGAGCUACAUCUCUGGUUCAUGGGGCAAACAGGCCCAGAUGGACAGUCAGGGGCAGAAAUCCAGCUACUGGGUUGUGCCUCUGCUCAGCAACCACGUCUGGGGAAACUCUCUGCGCGUUUACCAAACCUACGAAGACUUUAUGGCCUCUACCAACCACAGGGACUUUACCUUUGCUUCAUCAUACACCGAUACCAAUGCCAUCGAGGGUCCCAACGCGGUCCUCUAUGGUGAAGCUCUGUACUAUCACUGUUACCGCUCUGCAGAUAUUUGCCGCUAUGACCUCAAUACCAAUAACGUCCAAAGGGUAACACUUCCCGGCACCGGAGUGGGUUUCAACAACAAGUUCCCUUAUUGUUAUUAUGAUUGCCGUGCCAAUAGCGAUAUAGACGUGGAGGCAGAUGAGACAGGACUAUGGGCCAUCUACGCCACGGUCGGUAACCAUGGUAAUCUAGUGUUGAGUCGGUUAGUUUGGGACAGUGAAAGAGAUAUGCUUAAUGUCACCCAGACAUGGGAGACGAGGCUGUUCAAGAAGGCGGUGAGCAAUGCCUUCAUGGUGUGUGGUGUUCUGUAUGCCACUCGUUAUGUGGACGAAUACCGUGAGGAGGUUUUCUACGCCUUCGACACAGCGACAGGCAAAGAGGACAACUCACUAGCGCUGCCGCUGGAGAAGGUAGCUAAAGGAGUAGCUAGUCUGAGCUACAACCCCACCAACAAGCAGGUCUACAUGUACAAUGAUGGAUAUCUGCUGGCCUACCAGGCCCACUUCUGAUCUGACGCUGUUGUAAUUCGGAUGUUUAUUUCCAUGCUAGCCAUGUUCAUACAACGCUUACAGCGAGAAAGGAGCAAAGCUGGAAACAGUCCAUCUUACAGACUGUUCUAAGCAACAGUGCUAUGGGUUAACUGAUGUUAGCGAUUGGCUAACAAAAACGCUAAAGGCAUUUCAUAUAUGUGACAAAUGUCUUCUAAUGUAUCAACACUGGAUGCUAUAAAGAAGAAAAAUCAAUCAAAAUCCAAUGAUAUAAUAAAGACUUAUA